Messenger RNA from Coregonus clupeaformis (lake whitefish), 2658 nucleotides. It is a transcript of the gene inpp5kb, whose product is annotated as inositol polyphosphate-5-phosphatase Kb. Gene Ontology annotation, biological process: negative regulation of peptidyl-serine phosphorylation; negative regulation of phosphatidylinositol 3-kinase/protein kinase B signal transduction; negative regulation of glycogen biosynthetic process. NCBI's taxonomy places the organism in Eukaryota, Metazoa, Chordata, Actinopteri, Salmoniformes, Salmonidae. Bases 571 to 2178 code for a protein of 535 amino acids. Gene Ontology annotation, cellular component: plasma membrane; cytoplasm; endoplasmic reticulum. The transcript is spliced from 12 exons. The record is from RefSeq and is a predicted model, not a curated record. Gene Ontology annotation, molecular function: phosphatidylinositol-3,4,5-trisphosphate 5-phosphatase activity; inositol bisphosphate phosphatase activity; phosphatidylinositol-4,5-bisphosphate 5-phosphatase activity.
UGUCGCUCUCAGUCUGUCACUGCCGGUCACUCAGGCCAGCCAACCAGACACACACAGACAGGGAGUACAGGAAACACAGAGGACGGGACAGGACAGAGGACAGGACAUACAGAGGACAGGACAGAGGACGGGACAGAGGACAGGACAUAAAGGCUGUGCAGUUAAUUCUGGAACAAGGCCAACUGUUCUGAGGGAGGAUCUCCUGGAUCUACUGAAAGACAACCCAGAUUAGAUCAUCUCAGAAGAUUCGAACCAUCCAACUGAGACUGACAGUUUACUGCCAGGAGGAAUCCACUAGCAAGCCAAUCAACAAGAAGCAGAGAAUCACAGACUGGGUUCUGUGAACGAUCCAAAGAGGACCUGAAGAGAAAGACGCUGGUCUGAGUGGACCAAUCAGAGAAGAGCAAGGAAUCUAAACAAUCUAUCAGAGCUGAUUAUCCCUCCGCUGGAAGACUUUUCUCUUCCCUUCUUUCUCUUGUUCUGCAGACUGUAUCCCUCCAUCUCACCAACCAACCUCUCUGCCUGCUAUCGCUCGGAGAGAGAGAAACACACUUACAGUCAGAUCUAGCUAUGUCUGAGUCAAUGAAAAUGGCGAUGGAUGCACUGUGUGUCUCUGACGGGGUUGGGUCGGGGGUCGGGGGUCGUGUGAGGUCAGACAGCACCUCGUCCCAGGGGUCAAAGGGCAGACUGCUGCUCCGACAGCGGCUGUCCCAGCUGCUGAACUGUGUAGAGGACCUGAGCUCUGAUGAUGAGGCUAACGAGGAAGUGUCCCGCACUCUGGAUGAAGCCUUUCAGCUCUGUGGACGCAUCAGCCCCCGAGACACCUUCAGGCUGCACAUGGUCACAUGGAAUGUGGCGACAGCAGAGCCUCCUGGUGAUGUCACUUCCUUGCUGCAGCUGGAAGCCCAGCCCGCCACAGACCUCUACGUGAUUGGUCUUCAGGAGGUGAAUGCAGCUCCUCUGCGGUUUCUGUCAGACCUGCUGGUAGAAGACUCCUGGAGCCACCUUCUGAUGAACACACUGGCCCAUAGAGGCUACAUCAAGGUAUCUUCAGUGAGGCUGCAGGGGCUGCUGUUGUUGGUCUUCUCUAAGCAGGUUCAUGUCCCCUUCAUCAGAGACAUAGAGACUACCUACACACGGACCGGCAUCUUCGGUUACUGGGGUAAUAAGGGCGGUGUAUCCGUGCGGUUCUCCCUUUAUGGUCACAUGAUGUGUUUUGUGAACUGCCACCUGACGGCUCAUAUGGGCAACGCUCUGCAGCGCGUUGAUGAGUUUGAGUACAUUCUGGAGACUCAGGACUUUGACCUGGACAACACACCCACCGUCCGAGACCACAAGGUGGUUUUCUGGUUUGGUGAUCUGAACUUCCGAAUCGCUGACCAUGGAAUGCACUUCCUCCGAUCCUCCAUCAACAGCGGACGCUUCAACCUUCUGUGGGAGAGGGACCAGCUGUUAACGAUGAAGAAAAAGGAACCGUUCCUGCAGGAGUUUGAGGAGGGACCUCUGAAGUUUAAACCUACAUACAAGUUCGACCGCAACUCUGACACCUACGAUACCAGUGGUAAGAAGAGGAAGCCAGCAUGGACCGACCGCAUUCUGUGGCGCAUCAAACCCAAAACCCCGCCCCCUGAGGAUGACGAGGAGGAGAAGGCGUCGACCUCCACCCAACACUCGGAUGACGGACAGGAGGAGUAUCCAAUCAAAGUGCUACAGGACACCUACACCUGCGACCCCAGCUACGGGGUCAGCGACCACAAACCUGUCAUAGGAAUCUUUAACCUGGAGAUGAGGAAGCGUAGUGACAGGGCACUUGUCAGUGUGUGUCCAGAGGGCCAGUGGAGCGCUGACCAGGAAGCUGAGCUGUCCUACACCAUCCUGGAAGACUUCAUGUCCUCUACCUGGGACUGGAUAGGACUCUACAAGGUGGGUUUUAAGACUGCGUCAGACUACGCUACCUUCGUCUGGGUCAAAGAUGAACUAGCAGAGGUCAACGAGGUCAUGCAGGUGUGUGUGAAUAAGGAUGAGGUCCCACUAGUAGGAGGACAGUAUGUUCUGGGAUACUACAGUUACAACAUGGGGAGCGUCGUAGGAUUCAGCCGCAACUUCCAGAUCGUGGAGUCUAAGAGGGCGGUUAUGGAGGGGCUGGUUCCACAGGAUGUCAACGGGUUGAACAAAUAAACCCCACAUCAUCAUCAUAACACCUCAUUGACACACACAUACAUACACACCUCCUUGGCCCUGACCCCAAAACCACACAGUCGCUGGAAAUCACACUGCUGUGCCGCCACGCACGCACGCAUGCACACACACACACGUGGAGAUGACAAUCUUCAUUCCAAGUAUCAAAAAAAAAAUGCUACAAUGUGCCCCAAUGAACAUGAGCCAGAGGGGUAUACUAAAAAGCAAGAUCAAUGAGUUAGCAGCUAACUUUGAUAAACAAUUAGAAAUAACUAUUGAUUUUCUGGUUCAUUAAGAAAGCUAAACUGUGAUAGACGAUCCGAGUCAAUAAGACCAUGCCCAUUUCAAGCUUAUUUUUCUAAAAAAUAAAAAUAUAUUUAGGCAAGGUAGCUGGCUAACUGUUUCAUCCUGCUUUGUAGUAUACCUGGGGUGAAGAGAGAGAGAGACAGAACAGGUGGAAGGAUACCUGGGGUGAAGAGA